This is a messenger RNA of Euleptes europaea (tarantolino), 2462 nucleotides long. It is a transcript of the gene TPCN1, whose product is annotated as two pore segment channel 1. Gene Ontology annotation, molecular function: voltage-gated channel activity; monoatomic ion channel activity. The transcript is spliced from 27 exons. The record is from RefSeq and is a predicted model, not a curated record. Bases 15 to 2447 code for a protein of 810 amino acids. Gene Ontology annotation, biological process: monoatomic ion transport; transmembrane transport. Gene Ontology annotation, cellular component: lysosomal membrane; endosome membrane. Lineage: Eukaryota; Metazoa; Chordata; Lepidosauria; Squamata; Sphaerodactylidae.
AACCAGAAGGCGGUAUGGCUGUGAAUGUGGAAGAUGACGACGUCCCACUUAUUCUCACCUUGGAUGAAGGUAGAGGCCCAGUCUCUGCACCAGAGGAGCCCCCCAGUGAAAAUGGAGGCAGCUACGACUUGAUCAAUGAUGUCUCCAGUCCAGCUGCUGGAGGCUGCUACCCUCAACAGAGCAAUGCCCGGCACAACUGGGAAAUGAACUACCAAGAGGCAGCCAUCUACCUCCAGGAAGGAGAAAACAACGACAAAUUCUUCACGCACCCCAAGGAUGCCAAAGCACUUGCAGCCUACCUCUUUGUGCACAACCAUCUCUUCUACCUAAUGGAGCUGACCACGGCGCUACUGCUGCUGCUGCUGUCCCUCUGCGAGGCGCCCGCAGUGCCCAUGCUUCGCCUCGGCAUCUACAUCCAUGCAACCCUGGAGCUGCUUGCCUUGGCAAUAGUAGUGUUUGAGCUGUCUAUGAAAAUGAGAUGGUUGGGCCUCCACACCUAUAUUCAGCACAAAAGGACCAUGGUCAAGACCUGUGUGCUGUUGCUGCAGUUCAUCGAGGCAAUAGUGGUGUUGGUGCGCCAGACUUCACAUGUCCGGAUCACAAGAGCGUUGCGUUGUAUCUUCCUGGUGGACUGUCGUUACUGUGGAGCUGUCCGAAGAAACCUACGACAGAUCUUCCAGUCUCUCCCGCCAUUCAUUGACAUUCUUCUCCUCUUACUUUUCUUCAUGGUCAUCUUUGCCAUUCUCGGUUUUUAUUUGUUCUCUCCGAACAAAUUGGACCCUUAUUUCAACACCUUGGAGAACAGCCUUGUGAAUCUCUUUGUUCUUCUGACUACUGCAAAUUUCCCUGAUGUGAUGAUGCCAUCGUAUUCCCGAAAUCCUUGGUCCUGUGUCUUCUUUAUUGUGUACCUUUCCAUUGAGCUAUAUUUUAUUAUGAAUUUGCUACUUGCCGUCGUGUUUGAUACCUUCAACGAUAUUGAAAAGAUGAAGUUCAAGUCGCUGCUGCUUCACAAGCGCACAGCCAUACAACACGCCUAUCAGCUGCUUGUCAGCAAACGGAGACCUUCGGGAAUCUCCUUCAAGCAGUUUGAUGGGCUGAUGCGAUUUUAUAAACCUCGGAUGAGCUCCAGAGAUCGUUACCUUACUUUCAAAGCGCUGAGUCAAAGCAAUACCCCUUUAGUCAGUCUAAAGGAUAUGUACAAUUUCUAUGAAGUUGUUGGUUUAAAAUGGAAGGCAAAAAGGAAUCGCGAACACUGGUUUGAUGACCUUCCACGAACAGCAUUCCUCAUUUUUAAAGGCAUUAACAUACUGGUGAAUUCCCGAACCUUCCAGUACACCAUGUAUACUCUGGUGGCGGUGAAUGGCCUCUGGAUCUUAGUGGAGACCUUCAUGCUGCGAGAUGGAAUCUUUUCUCGAGAUGUCCCAUGGAGUUAUAUUGUCUUCCUUACAAUUUAUGGGGUGGAGGUGCUGCUGAAGAUCACUGGAUUGGGGCCCAUAGAGUACCUGUCCUCAGGCUGGAAUUUCUUUGAUUUUUCAGUCACCCUCUUUGCCUUCUUGGGUCUCCUGGCCCUGGCGUUUGACAUGAAGCCGUUCUACUUCAUUGUAGUUCUGCGGCCAUUGCAGUUGCUGAGGCUGUUCAAGCUAAAGAAACGCUACAGGAAUGUCUUGGAUACCAUGUUUGAGCUGCUUCCCAGGAUGGCCAGCCUAGGCUUAACCUUGCUUAUCUUCUAUUACUGUUUUGCCAUCAUUGGCAUGGAGUUCUUCUCAGGAAAACUUUACCCAAAUUGUUGCAACACCAGCACAGUGGCGGAUGCCUAUCGCUGGGUGAACCGCACUGUUGGGAACAGGACGGUGGUGGAAGAAGGCUACUACUAUCUCAACAACUUUGACAACAUUUUGAACAGUUUUGUUACCCUGUUUGAGUUGACCGUCGUCAAUGACUGGUACAUCAUCAUGGAAGGGGUGACAUCAGAAACCUCUCAUUGGAGCCGCCUCUAUUUCAUGAUUUUCUACAUUGUGACCAUGGUGGUGAUGACCAUAAUUGUAGCCUUUAUAUUGGAUGCUUUUGUGUUCCGAAUGAACUAUACCCGGAAGAACCGCGAUUCAGAAGAAGACAGUGGUAUCGUAUUCGAGAGGGAAGUGUCUAAGGAAGAAAUUACUGCAGUUGCAGAGCUGUAUGGGAGGAACGGUGCUGCCUCAGCCGCCAGCCAUCUCCUCAAGGUCGUUUCCCAGAUGGACAGGCACGGGCAUGCAUCCAUGUUGUUCCUGGGACGGAGAUCAAGGACGAAAAGUGACUUGAGUAUGAGAAUGUAUGAGGAAGAGAUACAGGAAUGGUACGAAGAGCAUGCCCGGAAAGAAAGCCAGCUUCUAUGGCCAGAGGACGAACAGCUGCUGCACCAGCCCUUGCCUCCCCCAGGCCUCCGGCAGCGCGCUCAGACCAUUAUCUAGGCCAGGGCAACUCCA